This is a messenger RNA of Calypte anna (Anna's hummingbird), 2013 nucleotides long. RefSeq names its product nucleoporin 43 (gene NUP43). Gene Ontology annotation, cellular component: nuclear pore outer ring. Gene Ontology annotation, molecular function: protein binding. Lineage: Eukaryota; Metazoa; Chordata; Aves; Apodiformes; Trochilidae. Bases 45 to 1175 code for a protein of 376 amino acids. The record is from RefSeq and is a predicted model, not a curated record. The transcript has 8 exons.
GGGCGGGCGGCAGCGGCGGGAGCCGGUGCGCGGCGGGCGCGGCCAUGGCCAUGGAGGAGGUGUGCGCAAGGUUCGUGUCGCAGAAGAUCAGCAAGACGCGAUGGCGGCCCCUGCCCGCCGCCGCGCUUCAGCCCCCGGACAUCUUCGCCACCGGCUCCUGGGACAACGAGGACAACAGGAUCUCCAUUUGGUCUGUUGGGGAGUUUGGAAAUGUGGGUCUCAAUGGUGAAUAUCAAGGAGAACCUCAGCUGCUGUGUGACAUCAGGCACAACGGUGAUGUUAUGGAUAUGCAGUUUUUGGAUCAAGAGAGAAUUGUGGUUGCCUCAUCAACAGGAACUGUAACUGUAUUCCGUCAUCAUCAAAAUAACCAGACUUUAUCUGCCAACCAGCGGUGGGAGAAAGCCCAUUACCAUGUGGAUCAAAACACAUCCUGUGGGGGAGCAGCGUGUACUGGAGUUAUUUGCAGCAACCCAGAAAUUGUCACUGUUGGAGAAGAUGGUAGAAUAAAUCACUUCAGAGCUGACCAAAAGGAUGCAAUAAGAACUAUAGACAAUGCAGACAGCAGCACACUCCAUGCAGUGACUUUCCUUCGCACAACUGAGAUCUUGACAGUAAAUUCAAUUGGACAGUUAAAAAUAUGGGACCUCAGACAGCAACGAAAUGAACCAUCUCAAAUAUUUUCUUUGACAGGUGACAGAGUUCCAUUGCACUGUGUGGACAGGCAUCCUAAUCAGCAGCAUAUUGUGGCCACAGGGGGCCAAGAUGGGAUGUUGAGCAUAUGGGACAUCAGGCAGGGUUCUAUGCCAGUGUCCCUGCUAAAUGCACAUGAAGCAGAAAUGUGGGAAGUUCACUUCCAUCCCUCCAACCCUGAUCACUUAUUUACGUGUUCUGAAGAUGGAGCUCUUUGGCACUGGGAUACUUCCACAGACAUAUCUGAAAAACCAUCCUUUCUUCAUCAAGGAGGAAGAAGUACUGCCUAUUUUUCCCACAAUACCAUUAACCAGUCUGUAGUAAGUGCCUGGCUAAGCAAUGACCCUGCCAAGGACCGCAUAGAAAUCACCAACUUAAUUCCAAAUCAGACUUUGUCUGUGAAUAGUUUAGAUAUUUUGGGACCAUGCCUAGUAUAUGGUACUGAUGCAGAAGCCGUCUAUGUGAACAGACAGCUUUUUGCAUGAAGCAAUUCCAGUCUCUUUUUUGAAGUACUGAUCACCUUGAGUGACUGGGAAAAGUCAGAUUCAUUCUUAAUGAUACUCAUUAAUCUGUUACUAUGAUGUGGGGGAGAGGCCUGCUCCGUGGUCCUGGUACUGCAGAAGAAAUGUAAGGUACCUCUGAUUCUGAAAGCUGUCACUUGUUAUUGACAACCCCAGGAUGGGUAACCUGUUUCUUCCUUAACUCCUGUUUGAUUUUGGUAAGCAGUAAGGUAGUCUUUAGGGCAAGCUGUUUGCUGUAAACUGAUGUCCAUAUUCCACGUGUGCCUACGAAGUGAAGAAAAGGUAACCCCCCAAUUUUUAAUUUUUUUUUCCAGUAAAGAUAUUUUUCAAGUAUUAAUUCUAUGGGAUUCUUUGAAAUUAUUUUUGUCACCUGAAAGAGGUGGGGUUUUUUAAUAUGAGGGUUUUUUAUGUACUUAAGGGACAUUACUUUUUAUGUUAGUUAAUGAGAAUUGGAAAGGAAAACUAUUAAAGCUGAAAUGUGAAAGGUUGUGUAAGAAUCUUAGCAUUUUAGCAUCGUUAUUUGUGAUUACAUGCAGCUUCAUCAUGGAUGCUAUUUUAACUUGCUAAUGUGCUGGUAACUUAACAGAAAAGGGUUUUUGUGUAGUUAAGAGGUCAUAAUGGACAGAUGUGUUGGCUGUGUUUUCAGGUGUGAGAAUAAUACACACUAAACUGGAGGCAUAGUCUUUGUCACCAUAAAAAUGUCACAUUGGUCUGUUGCAGUCAUUGAAAAGUUAAAAAUUUGUGGUUGGUGUUGUAACUACCUUCUGUUGCAGAGGACCCUUUAUCUUUUUAAUAAAAAGCU